This is a messenger RNA of Tuber melanosporum (Perigord truffle), 1548 nucleotides long. RefSeq lists its product as uncharacterized. Bases 1 to 1548 code for a protein of 515 amino acids. The transcript has a single exon. Gene Ontology annotation, cellular component: 90S preribosome. Gene Ontology annotation, molecular function: RNA helicase activity; nucleic acid binding; ATP binding. The record is from RefSeq and is a predicted model, not a curated record. Gene Ontology annotation, biological process: maturation of SSU-rRNA. NCBI's taxonomy places the organism in Eukaryota, Fungi, Ascomycota, Pezizomycetes, Pezizales, Tuberaceae.
AUGGAACCUACAAAUGCUAAUGAAGAAGAGGGAAAGAAGAAGAAGAAGAAGAAGGAAGCAUUAAUGAUCCAACCCCUAACUUCAUUCACCCACCUGCAUAAGUUGUCCCCACGCCUGCACCGCAACAUCCGAGCGCAGGGGUACCGUGUCCCGACAGAAGUGCAGAUGGGUGCGAUGCCCGUGAUCUCGCGUGGUGAGAACCUGAUCUGCUGCGCGCCGACAGGAAGCGGGAAGACGGUGGCGUUCAUGGUACCGGUCCUGGACUGGAUACUCGCGCAGGGGAAAGGUGAUGAGGGGGGGGGGGAGGGGAAGAGGAAGAAGGUGCGGGUAGUGGUGGUGGCGCCGACGAAGGAAUUGGCGAGUCAGAUUGUGAAUGAGGGGAAGAAGCUGGCUUUGGGUACUGGGGUGCGUGUAGCGUUGUUGAAGAAGGGUGGUGAGGGGGUUAAGAGUGAGGUUGUGGUGUCAACGCCGGCGGUUUUGUUACAUUCUCUUGAGGCUUCCACCUCAUGCUCCCCCUCCCCCGGUGAGGGGGACGAGAUGGAAGAGAAGAAGACCGACUGGUCCUCAGUAUCUAGGUUAAUCUUGGACGAAGCCGACAUUCUCCUGGACCCCCUCUUCCGCGCACAAACACUUGGGAUCUGGACACAAUUACAAUCUCCGCACCUCCGCACCUCCCUCUUCAGUGCGACAAUCUCUUCUUCCACCGAGACCCUCUGCCAGCAACACAUUCCCCCCUCCUCAUCACCCACUAUCCGCCUGAUUGUCGGCCUGAAAGAUACCACAAUCCAGAACAUCACCCAAAAGCUAACCUACACCGCAACCGAACCCGGCAAGCUCCUGGCCCUCCGCCAGCUCUUCACAACCUCCUUCCACCCGCCCGCCUUAAUAUUCGUGCAGACGAUCCCACGGGCGAGAGCGCUCGUCGCAGAGAUCCUCUACGACCUACCUACCCCGGGCCGGAUCGCGGUACUGCACGCGGAGCUCUCGGACGUUGCGCGUGCGGAGGUUAUGGGUCGCUUUUUAGCAGGGGAGAUUUGGGUGCUUGUCACAACGGACUUACUUGCCCGCGGGAUGGACUUUCGGGGUGUUAGGUGUGUCAUUAAUUACGAUAUCCCGACGUCUGUUGCGGGUUAUAUUCAUCGUGUUGGACGCAUGGGAAGGAGUGGUGGGGUGCAGGGGGGGCUGGCAAUUACGUAUUUUACAGAGGGGGAUGUGCGCUUUGUGAAGGGGAUUGCGGGGGUUAUUGCUAAGGCUCAAGGGGGAGGUGAAGGGGGGAAGGGGGAGGGGAAGUGGUUGGUAAAUGCGCUGCCGAAGGUUGGGAAGAGUGAUAAGGAACGGCUGAAGAAAAGGGGGGUUGAAGCGAGGAGCAAGGCGGCUGAUGGGAAGGAAGGGAGGAUCAGUACUAAGAGUGGCUAUGAGAGGAGGAGGGAGAAUAGAAAGAGGGGGGCUGUUGAGGGGAGUAAGAGGCGGAAAGUGCAGGCUUGGGGCGGUGGGGAUAGUGAUGGGGAGGAGGGGGAGGAGUUUAUGGGGAUUACGGACUUGGAUUGA